AUGUCGACUAUUGUGAGGACGCUGCGCAACCUUCGCCGGGUCGGCUUCAAGGAUGCCGCCCACCAGAUGCAGAACAUUGGUGAUACCAAGGCCGGAACUCUGAUCGGAACCGACCGCUUCGGCAACAAAUACUUCGAGAACCUGGAGGAAUUGCCUCUCCGAACACGAUGGGUCGACUACAAGGAGGCCGAAUACGACGCAUCCCACAUUGAGCCUGGCUGGCACGCCUGGAUCUCCUACCUCGUUGACGGGCCCCCAACCGCCGACAAGGUCAUGCAGUCCGGUUUCCGUCCCUGGGAGCUGUCUGACCACCGCGCCAACCCAACUCUGAGCCGCGCUGCAUUCAAGACUUACUCCACCACCCGGCCCAAGAUCACUGCCUGGACUCCCACCGCCGCUCCGCGGUAG
Penicillium crustosum is the source of this 408-nucleotide messenger RNA. RefSeq names its product complex I NDUFA12 subunit family protein. The record is from RefSeq and is a predicted model, not a curated record. Lineage: Eukaryota; Fungi; Ascomycota; Eurotiomycetes; Eurotiales; Aspergillaceae. The transcript has 7 exons. Gene Ontology annotation, biological process: response to oxidative stress; mitochondrial respiratory chain complex I assembly. The coding region runs from base 1 to 408 and encodes 135 amino acids. Gene Ontology annotation, cellular component: membrane.